Molecule: messenger RNA, 3540 nt
Organism: Oncorhynchus nerka (sockeye salmon)
Lineage: Eukaryota; Metazoa; Chordata; Actinopteri; Salmoniformes; Salmonidae
Product: solute carrier family 45 member 3-like
Exons: 8
Coding region: 658-2394 (578 amino acids)
Biological process (GO): transmembrane transport
Cellular component (GO): membrane
Molecular function (GO): sucrose:proton symporter activity
Source: RefSeq, a predicted model, not a curated record
GACUUACUUCCUUCUGAGAGUUGACAGACAUAGGCACAUGAGGAGUGGACAGAAACAGCUCUACGAGUGACCCAGAGGAACGUUAGACUGGCCCAUGUUUCCAUGUGUGGAUUUCUCUGUUGGUUGGCAGAGUUGAGUUAACUACACCUACACUCACCAGGCAUGACCACAAGACUGGAACCCUUUAUCUUCACUGACCCUUCUCUACUACCUCCAUAGGACAGAGAGAAAUAGACGGAGCUAGACAUACAACUCUCCCACUAUCUCUGUCUGCCAGAAGUGCAAUGUGAGUACAGACAACACUAUACAUGGGAAGCCAUCCAGUCAGCUAUCUUGUCUGUUAUCCACUAUCUUGAGUAAAGAGACAUUGGGACCUCCGGACAGCAGCAUGGGACACAAACACCAGCCUCCUUUCACUCUGCCCCACGUACUCAUUUACAUACGCAGGUCACUCAAGGACUACCCCCUGUAAGCCUAGACCCUUAGAUUACAUGGAUAGAGAAGAGCAUUCUGUCCUGUCCACACAGUCACUAUAAACUCCUGUAUCACAGUUGUCUCAGAAACUGUGUGGGAGAGAGACAGAAAGUAGGGGAUAGACCAGAGAGCGAGAUAGAUAGAUAGAUAUAGAGGUAUAGACAGAGGAAGCAUCUUUGAGUCAUGCAGGGUCGUGUGUGUCAGCUGUUGCUGGUGAAUGCUUUGACCUGUGGUCUGGAGGUGUGUAUGGCUGCAGGGACCUUCUACAUCCCCCCUCUACUGCUGCAGGCCGGCAUGGAGGAACGCUACAUGACCAUGGUGCUGGGAGUGGGUCCAGUUCUGGGUUUGAUCUUCGUGCCCAUGAUCGGUUUGUAUAGUGACUCGUGGCGUGGACGUUUCGGUCGGCGGCGGCCAUUCAUCUGGCUCCUUUGUGUGGGGAUUCUGCUGGGCCUGCAGGUGAUGCCCCAGGCCUCUCACCUAGCUGCCUUGCUCUACCCACAGCACCCCCGCUGGCUGGAGAGGGUCCUGCUGGCGGGGUCAGCCUGUCUGCUGGAGUUCUCUGGGCAGGCCUGUUUCACUCCGCUGGAAGCUCUGAUCUCAGACCAGUUCCCAGGAGAGGAGGAGAGCAGAAGGGCCUUCUCUGUCUACUCACUGAUGAUCAGCCUGGGAGGAUGCCUGGGGUACCUGCUGCCAGCCCUGGACUGGAGCCAUGCCCCGACAGCAGCCUACCUGGGCGGCCAGGAGGCCUUCAUCUAUGCCCUGCUCACCCUCAUCUUCCUCACCUGCCUCCUCAGCACAGUCUUCAUCUCAGAGGAAAGAUACACCAGAGGGGGAGAGACAACUAGGAAGGAUCUUAGUGUUAGCUCCGCCCUGAGCCGAUACUGUGCACACUCCUUGCUGCCGCGGCCUCAGUGUGUGCGGCUGGCGGUGGGGCGGAGUGUGUCGCUGUGUGUGUCGGCGCUGCCACGCAUGUACAGUGUGUGUAUGCACGUGCCGGCAGUCAUACGCAGGCUGUUUGUAGCCGAACUGUUCAGCUGGAUGGCUCUGAUGAGCUUCAUGCUGUUCUACACAGACUUUAUGGGAGUGGGGCUGUACCGGGGAGUACCCAACGCUACACCUGGAACACAGGAGAGACUACGAUACGAUGAAGGUGUGCGCAUGGCGAGUGUGGGUCUAUUCCUGCAGUGCCUGACCUCAGUGGUCUGCUCCAUCCUGAUGGAGCGUUGGAUAGUGUUGCUAGGCACCCGGGCUGUGUAUGUUAGCAGUGUGGUCCUGUUAGCGUUAGCUACAGCUGUGAUGAGUUUCUCAAAGAGUGUAGUGAUGAUCACUGUCAUGGCCGCAGCUACUGGAUAUACCUUCUGUGUGCUGCAGGUCCUGCCCUACACCCUGCUGUGUCUGUAUCACUCUGACAGACAGGUCUUCUUCUCCAGUUCCAAAUCCAGACCUUCUCACCCAGGAGAUAGUGAUGACCACAUCCCCUCCAAGCCCCUUGUUCCCCCUGACUCCGUCCACAUCCAUGGCAACAGGUAUCCAGAGGGGGUCAAUCUCCCCGGGGCUCCCCUUUGCUCUUCCUCCUCCACCUCCCCCCACGUGUCCCUUCCCCUGGAGAGAGGAGAGCCCAUACCCCUGCCCUCUCCCCUGGAGAGAGAAGGAGAGCCCAUACCCCUGCCUCAGAGAGGGAUGUGUCUAGACAUGGCUAUCCUAGACAGUGCCUACCUGCUUUCACAGGUGCUGCCUGCUCUGUGUCUGGGCUCCAUAGUGCAGCAGUCUCACAGUGUCAGUGCCUAUAUGGCCUCAGCCUGCUCCCUCAGCAUCAUGGCCAUGCUCUGCUCCACCCGUGUCGUCUUCACACGCAGUGACCUCCACAAGCUCACAGGGUCAAAGGACAGCGCUCCAACACUGACGGGGCUAAACAGUUAACCCAUUGUGGAUGUAUCUGUGUUGUGGAAUUACAGAUUUCUAUUGGAUUUUGUCUGACCAUUAUCAUCGAAUGGAAUCCGGAAUCCUGUAGAAUCCGGUAUGGAAUCCUGUAGAUUGCAAAAUAUGCCAUCUGACUCCUCAAAUGCAUCAGGGGUUAAAGAACCAAGGGUGGAUGAUUGCAGUCCUGAUAUCAGCACCUCUAAGACUGCCUGAAAGGACAGGUACUUCUUGUUUAGUGUGCUGGCACAACCAAGAGAGUAGGUCAAUCCUGGGAAACACUGUAAUGGACAGUAAAAUAGUUUCCCUUCCUAGAUUGGUCACCAUAUAUGCUGGUCAAGGAUGCUUCAAAAUAUCAGGGGGAAUACUGAGACAGGCUACUGUUCCUCUGACACAAUAAAGGAGGAUAAAUUGAUACUGCUUAUUGCCAUGUCUGAAAUGUAUUAUGUUUGCUAUUGGUUACUGCAAUCUAACAUGUUUCAAAGUACACUUUUUCACUGCUAUAACUAAAAUAUUGCAUGAUUGCUAUCUAAGGCCAUGAAAGUAUUCUGAAGUCUGUUGUGCAUUUGUGUACAGUAAGUUUACUAGAUGUAUAUAUGGAUGUAUGUAUUUAUGUGAUGUGAGCCCCAGGGCCAGAGGGAAAGUUGGGGUAUGACUCCCACUCUGCUAUUUGCAUUGGGGUUGAGGGGUAAGGAGGAGAGGUGAUGUGUUUUUGUGUGUGUUUUCCCCCCCAUGUUUCCAUGGUAAUGAUAAAUCCUGGUGUGUUUGGGGGGGGGGGGGGGGUCAGGGAACUCCUCUCAGUGUGUCUGAUCCAAUGACGUAUAUAAAUCCUCGACUGACGAUGCUAUGUAUUGGCAAUUGAUAGGCUUUGAAGCCAGUAGGCCAUAUUGGCAUUCCCCAGUAGGAGCAGUCCUCCAUAGAGUUGAAUGGAAUUCUACAGUAUUUCAAUUAAAUGUUUCAAGGACAAAAUUACAUUACAUUUAAGUAUUUUUUGGGGGGGGGCAGUAAUAUUAGUACCAAAAAAAAAACUUUACGGUAAAUGUUUUAUAUAUUUUUUCAUUUUUUAUCUUUGUUUAGCGCACAUAAUAUAUUUAAAAGUAUGCAUUCAGGUGUCUGUAAUAGAAUAAACAUGUCAAUUGAGGAGUGCCA